Molecule: messenger RNA, 1332 nt
Organism: Candidula unifasciata
Lineage: Eukaryota; Metazoa; Mollusca; Gastropoda; Stylommatophora; Geomitridae
Source: the annotation of a GenBank genome assembly
AUGGCUUCUGUAAACGCCAUGAACUGUAUUCGAAUGUCCAUUCCACAGAAAUGGAGGAAAAUAUUGUUAGGAGUAGGCAGGAUCAGUAGAAGAUCAACGUCUGCCAUCCAGGUGAGGCCAGUUCAUGAUAUAGCAGCUUCUGAAGCACCACUGAAGGGAAUUAGAGUGCUUGAUUUAUCCAGAAUUCUGGCAGGCCCAUAUUGUACAAUGAUUCUUGGAGACAUGGGGGCAGAGGUCAUCAAAGUGGAGAAACCUGGCACUGGUGAUGAUACUAGAACCUGGGGUCCACCAUUUAUGGGAUCAGAAAGUUGCUACUACUUGUGUGUGAAUCGCAACAAGAAGAGUAUUACAGUUGAUAUGAAGAAGCCAGAAGGAGUUCAACUGAUCAAAAAGUUAGCUGCUGUCAGUGAUGUGUUAGUAGAAAAUUAUAUCCCAGGAGCUUUGUCAAAAAUGGGUCUCGGCUACCCAGAAAUGCAUGCAGAGUUUCCUCACCUCAUCUACUGCUCUAUCACAGGGUAUGGUCAGACUGGCAAGUAUGCCACCCGGGCUGGCUAUGACGUGAUUGUGUCAGGAAUUGGUGGCCUUAUGUAUAUCACUGGACCAGCUGAUGGAGAACCCUGCAAGGUUGGUGUGGCCAUAACAGACCUUUCAACUGGACUGUAUGCUGUAGGUUCCAUUCUGGCAUCAGUUUUGUCCAGGCAAAAAACUGGCAGAGGACAACACAUAGACUGUAAUCUUUUGUCAACAAAUGUGGCUUCACUAGUUAAUGUUGCUUCAAAUUAUCUGAAUGCUGGUCAGGAAGGGAAAAGGUAUGGAACAGCUCACCCAAGCAUUGUACCUUAUCAGGCUUUUGAAGCUUCAGAUGGUUAUUUUGUAGUUGGUGCUGGAAAUGACCCACAGUUUAAAGUUAUGACAAAGCUAAUAGGACACCCAGAGCUUGCAACGAAUGAGCUUUACCUUACUAAUAAAACAAGAGUUAAGAACAGAGUUCAGCUGCUGGGCUUGCUGAAAGAUGUGUUUAAGGAGAAAUCUGUAUCACACUGGCUUGAUGUGUUUGAAGACUCUGGCAUUCCAUAUGGGCCCAUAAACAAUACGGGACAGGUGUUUUCUGAUCCACAGGUUCAGCAUAAUGGUAUGAUUCAGGAGAUGCUUCACCCAUCGAUAGGCAAAAUCCGUGUUGCAGGACCAGCUGUGCGUUUCAGUGAAACAAAAACAGUGGACCCUACUCCACCACCCCUUCUUGGCCAGCACACAGAUGAGGUUUUGGAAGGAUUGCUUGGCUAUUCGAAUGAGGCUUUGUCUACUCUUAGAAAUCAGAAAGUGAUAGACUAG